Molecule: messenger RNA, 192 nt
Organism: Penicillium taxi
Lineage: Eukaryota; Fungi; Ascomycota; Eurotiomycetes; Eurotiales; Aspergillaceae
Exons: 1
Coding region: 1-192 (63 amino acids)
Source: RefSeq, a predicted model, not a curated record
AUGAUUUGCUCAAUCAACAUCUUGCUUUCCGAUUCUGGCAAGCACAACGUGCUUUAUGAUCCGUCAUCUCAUGAUGUUACCCUCAUUGACUUCGAGGCUAUCCACCCCUGCGGUGAGGAUGUGCCCUCUUAUUUCGAGGAUAGAGCAAUCUUCCUGGACAUGACAAGGACAACGCACUACGACAGUGGUUAG